Asparagus officinalis (garden asparagus) is the source of this 570-nucleotide messenger RNA. Its product is annotated as probable galactinol--sucrose galactosyltransferase 1. The record is from RefSeq and is a predicted model, not a curated record. NCBI's taxonomy places the organism in Eukaryota, Viridiplantae, Streptophyta, Magnoliopsida, Asparagales, Asparagaceae. Bases 1 to 570 code for a protein of 189 amino acids. The transcript has 4 exons.
AUGGGGGCGUCGAAGCAAGAAAAUAGGACGGCAGGAUUUGGCUUAGAAAACGGUGGAAGUCCUCCAAAAUUUGUCAUAAUUGAUGAUGGUUGGCAAUCAGUCAGUAUGGAUUCCACUGGUGUUACUAAUGAAGCUGACAAUGCUACAAACCGAGCAAGGAAAUAUUUGGAUUACGGCGUUAAAUUGCCAACAAGAGAGGUUAUUUUUCUUCCAAAGGAUGCAGUUUUGCCUAUUACACUGAAAUCUCGAGAACAUGAAGUCUUCACGGUGGUACCGGUUAAGGAAUUAUCUAAUGGAACUUCUUUUGCUCCGAUUGGACUGAUCAAGAUGUUCAACUCUGGUGGAGCAAUCAAGGAGGUGAAAUAUCAAUCUAAGAAAGCUGCAACAAUAGAUGUUAAGGUUCGUGGCGUUGGUACAUUUGGUGCACAUUCAUCAGCUAGACCGAAGAGAAUUAGAGUUGAAGAGGAGGAUGUUGAGUUUGGAUACGAGGAUGGGUGUGGUAUGGUUACGUUUGAUCUGGGCAUUCCACAGGGGAGCUUACACCAGCGGAAUAUAAGCAUUGAAGUAUGA